UUUUCCUGAGAAUCGUUAAGGACACCGUAGAAAAUGUGUUUUGCAACUUGGAAAGGUUUAUGAAUAAAAUGGCUAAUAAUAUGCUGAAUUAUCGAUUUCUACAAGUUGUUCGCGUACCAUGUGUGCAUCGUAUGAUCAAGAGCUCAUCAUCUUUUCUUCCAGAAGUAUUAGGAACUCAAUCAGGAUGUUCCAUUGUCAGAUGCAUGCUGAUCAGACUGAAACAUGGAAGUGGCAGGGGAAGCAGGAGAGGACAGCCUAGCAAGAUAGGUAAACAACGUACCCCAGGACCAAGACCUUCAACCACAACAGAGUUAGUGACCGGUGAUGUUGCUGCAAGUGGUAUUGAACGAGCCACUCAUGAGAUUGAUAAUCAGUACUUUGGUGGUAUCCUUGAUCAUCAUCUUUCCGAGGGUGACCUGCAGAGGGUGCCAAAUGGUGAUUCUGUAUCUAAGAUGACACCUGCUGAGGACCUGAAUGAGUUUGACUCGCAAUAUUUUCAAGAACUUGGCAAGAAGGAUGUCAGUCACAAUGACAUUGGUCAUGAGAGAAGUAGGGUACCAACUGCAGUUAGUAAGUCAAGGAAAGCCACACCAGGAAGAACUAUAAGGGGACAUUUUAUGUUUAAUGAAAUUGACUUGAAAUAUUUUGAUGACAUAAGUUCUAGUUUUGUAUAUGAGAAAACAGAGAGGAAUUCAACAAGUGACCCAACUGAUAUUAAUGAAUUUGAUCAGCAGUAUUUUAGAAGAGAACAUGAACAUGAGAGUAAUCGAUCAACUAAGGUGUCAUCGGAAACCCCUAUGCCUGCAAAAAGGUAUAUGGAUACUUCUCUUUCAGAAGAAGAAAUGUACAAACAGCAUUUAUCAAGGCACACACAAAUCAGCCAGGGAGAAGAAGAAGAGUUAGAAAAGAGGAAGAGUAAAUCAUUUAAAGUACAUGAUCGGCCAACGCAGUAUCAAGAUAUUUCAAAGGACGAGUUUGCGGACCAUAGAGAGGUGCAUCUCAUCACCAAUUCGAGCAUAGACGAAGUCCUUCUGGACAGUAUCCCUCCUGAUUUAAAAGGAAAGCUUCUUGCAAACAGGCAAUGGGAGGAGCAGAAGGAAGAGCUAAGGGUCUCCCACCAUAAUGUGGAGGAUCUGGAGGAGAGUGUUGUAUCCGCUCUUAAAGCUGUGAAGAAAAAACGUAACAAGAAACAGAAACAAAGAAGAUCUAGAGAUAUGAAAGUGUUUGGCAGCGAAGACAAGGGUGUUCCAGUAAGUGAGGUCCCCUGCUCAGGUUGCGGUGCUUACUUGCAGUGUCAGGACAACAGCCGCCCAGGAUUUGUGCCUAGUGAAAAAUUCACAGAACUUGACCUUUCAAAACCAGUGAGUAACUCUGUCUGUCAGAGGUGUUGGUACAUCAUUCACCGUCACACGGCAUUGAAUGUGAGUGUUGCUCAGGACAGCUAUUCGGACAUCAUCAAGGCUGUUCGGAAGAACCGUAGUGCCCUUGUGAUCCUGAUGGUUGACCUGCUUGACUUCCCUUGCAGUAUCAUCAAGAACCUCAAAGACCUCAUUGGAUCCAGUCGGCCCAUCAUGAUUGUAGGGAACAAGCUGGAUGUCUUGCCUAAGGAUGAACCGAAGCAGGAGAGGAGGUUGAAAGACCACCUGUUGACUUCAUGUGUGGAGAUGGGAGUCUGUGAUGCAGACAGGGUGAAGCAUGUUGAACUCAUCAGUGCAAAGUCUGGAUAUGGUGUGGAAAAUCUCAUCACUAAAAUCCUGUCCUUGAAACCCAAGAAAGGAGAUGUGUAUCUUCUCGGCACAGCAAAUGUUGGAAAAUCUACCCUAUUCAACCGGUUUCUGGAGUCAGACCUCUGUAAAGCCAAGGCUUCUGCAUUGAUGGGUCGUGCUACCAUAUCCCAGUGGCCUGGUACCACCCUCAAUCUCCUGCGAUUCCCCCUCCUCAACCCAUCCAAGGAAAGAAUGGCCCAGAGGAUGAUCAGGUUGAAGAAGAAUGCAGAGGAGGUGAAGAUAAAGAAGAAAGAGGAAGAGACAGACAGGUUGAGGAGUAAGCUCAAUGAUGAGGACCCUCAGCUCAUGUCAUAUGUGGAAGGUAAUGUUGGGCAGACAUUUAAGCCCAAGUCACAUGAUGAUGAGGAGAACAAAGGAGAAGAAACCUUGCUCCCAGAGGAAGGGGACCCGUUUGGUAUGACCUUGGGUGUUCCAUCUCCUGCGAGAGCUGUAUCCAAGAAGCAGGAAAUCAAAGUGCCAUUCAGUCCCCUGGAGUUUGCAGAAAGCCAAUGGUUUUAUGAUACUCCUGGUGUACUCUAUCAAGAUCAGGUUUUGACAAAGCUGAGCAGUGAGGAGUUGAAGUUGGUUGUCCCUAAGAAAUGUAUUCAACCUCGUUCUUUGGUUCUUAAACCUGGUCAGACAUUCUUCCUAGGGGGUCUAGGAAGGCUAGACUAUCUGCAGGGAAAAGAAUCAGCCUUUUUCACUGUCUUCUCGAGCCAGGCGCUUCCCAUUAAGGUCGUAGACACACAAGAUGCUGAUGCUGUAUAUGCAGAGAAAGCUGGUUUCAAAACAUUUGUGGUUCCUAUUGGAGGUCGCGAGCGCAUGGAGAAUUUUCCAUCAUUGGUUCCAACAGACUUCACACUCACGGGGAUUGGACGACACAUGAGUGUGGCUGACAUCCUAUUCUCUUCAGCAGGAUGGGCAGCAGUCACUUGUAAUCAAGGAAUGGCAGUUCAUCUUCGUGCCUUUACCCCUGGUGGCCUGGGGUGCAUCCUAAGGACACCUGCUCUCCUACCCUAUGGCUUCUCUUUGAAAGGGACGAGAAGAUCCAAAAAUUCUCCAUUCUAUAACGUCAACAAGCAGAAACUAUUAAUGUACAUGAGAUGAUAGAACCGGAUUCUCUCUGUUAUUACUUUUAAUUUGAGAUGUGCAAUGAUGUCAAUGGGUUCUGCUUCCUAGAAUGUCAUCAAGCAGGACUAUCAGUGGACAUAAGAUGUUGGCACCUCGUAGCUAACGUCUUCCUGAUCUGACUAGAACACCUUAUCAAGUACAAGGAUGACACAUCCUAUGUGGCAUUUCUUCAAGAGUUGAAAGACUGUCUAAGGCAGCCCCCUUGUGAAAUGUAAACAUGUAGAAGCUUUCCACAUGCAUGAUAAGGUGACACCCACUCCCUCCUUAACUUCUUAUUCUGUCUCCACUUCAUAUACCAAGGAUCAAAAUCUCUUCAUAUACAUCAGAUGCUAAAGCCUGCUCUAACUUUUACAAGUUAUCCUUGAGAGAAAAUAAUUGUUUUAUGAGUAUCUUCCUGCAAGUCCUGCAUAACAUGUCCCCUCCAUUAUAAUGCCUUGGAAGAAGAAAAAGUGUGCCAUUAAACAAAAGUUCUUGUGAUGACUCGACUGGGAAUUGAACCCAUGACCUCCCAUUCAUGAGGUGGUCACACUACCAGGGAGCCAUCAUGACUGGUAAAAGAUUGUAUGAAGACAAGCUGUUCGUGUACAGUAGAUGAAGGAAAUCCCUCUUUUUGGAAGAAUGCAUUCAAGCAACAUUGAUGAAAGAAUUGCAUGUAAGUCUAGCUUUAGUGGUUUUUUUUCACAGCUACAUGUUCAUAGUUGAUUAUUAAGGGCUUUUAACCUGUUGGAAACUGGCUAAUUUCGUUAUGCAUUUUCCUUUAUAGACCAUUAGCCAUCAUACAUGAGGGUGCGGUCUCACCAGGACCCCUUCCUGGAUGCCAAUAGAUGACCCAAUGAUAAUAAUAAUAAUUAUAAUAUUUCAAGUAAUGAGGAACAUGAUGGUAAUAAUGAUCAUAUGCUAUAUGUAUGCUGUAAUAAUUAUUGUAAUUAUGUAAUAGAUACUGAUGAUAUUAAUGAUAUAUGAAUAAUUAGAAGAUGAAUUUAUAUUGCACCAUUCAGAAUGUUUAAAUCUGUUUGAGGCAUACAAUUAUUACCCCAGAUGUAGCAGGAUCUUUCUGUGUUGAACAUUUUGAUGAUAUAAAACAUGUUAGUUGUUAACUGUUUUCAUGAACGUAAUGAACAUUCUAUCACAGACUCAUAAAGAUGAAGCAUAAUGAGAAAUGACAUUGGUUGUAAAAGAGAUCUAUGUAAGCAAUAGUGUCAUUUAAUCAAGAGUGAACCAGUAUUUCCUAACUUGGGGAGAGGGCACAAAAAUGUGCAAAAUUCAUUGUUCAACAAUAUGCGACAAGGAAAAAUAACAUUCUGCGCUUCGAAAAACACACAAUUGGGUUGGCUACCCACAAAUCUAACAAAAUAUAUUUUAUGGGACAAUAUUGGGCGCAUCUCACAGAAAGGAAAGUUACUCUCCUUUCCUAAUUAAAGAGGAUGCAUUUGCCCGUGUCCUUCCCCCGUAUUAUAUAGGUCCAUAAGUAAAGUUUGUUUAACAUGCAUGUACUGUAUGUAAAUUCCUAGUUGAAAUACAAGUGAUUUUAAACUUCAAAAUACAGUGAAGAUGAACCAAUAUUGGAGAAAUGAUGUGAUGCAAGGUACAAGAAAUUGAGCCUCUUGACGGACGACAGUAACUUUAAUAAGUAGUGUAUUGUUACUUACAAUAACAAAUACAUGUGAUUGCUAAAAGGACUCCAUGGCCCGUAUUCUGAAGUCGGGUUUAACUUAAACUCAGGUUUAAAGUUGUGGUUUAAGUAUGGAAAGCCAUAAGUAGCAUAAUUUGUAUUACGUUGUAUGUUCCUAAUGUUUACUAUGCUCUUUCCUGAUUCAUCGAUGGUGAAGACAAUCAUCUAUUUAUACUUCCUAGACAAUUAUGAAUAAUUUGA
Lytechinus variegatus (green sea urchin) is the source of this 4770-nucleotide messenger RNA. RefSeq names its product nitric oxide-associated protein 1-like (gene noa1). Gene Ontology annotation, molecular function: GTP binding. The record is from RefSeq and is a predicted model, not a curated record. Bases 60 to 2873 code for a protein of 937 amino acids. The transcript has 8 exons. Lineage: Eukaryota; Metazoa; Echinodermata; Echinoidea; Temnopleuroida; Toxopneustidae.